Molecule: messenger RNA, 1344 nt
Organism: Boeremia exigua
Lineage: Eukaryota; Fungi; Ascomycota; Dothideomycetes; Pleosporales; Didymellaceae
Exons: 1
Coding region: 1-1344 (447 amino acids)
Molecular function (GO): oxidoreductase activity; FMN binding
Source: RefSeq, a predicted model, not a curated record
AUGGCGCCAUCAGUGAGAUACGAGUCCGACUCCAAGGAUGCCUCCCCUCUGGGCCAGCCUCUCAAGUUCGAGUUCUCGGGGCAGACAGCACCUAACCGUUUCCUGAAGGGAGCUAUGACUGAGCGUAUCUCCAGCUGGGACCCCGAGAACCUCGAGGCGCGCGGUGUACCUUCCAAGAACCUCAUCAACUUGUAUAGGAGAUGGGGCGAGGGCGGUAUUGGCCUCAUCCUGUCCGGCAACAUCAUGAUUGAGUACGAUCAUCUCGAAGCCGCCGGCAACCCCAUCAUCCCUCGCGGGUCCGAGUUCUCGGGUGAGCGCUUCGAGGCGUUCAAGGAGAUGGCCACAGAAGCAACCAAGCAUGGCUCUCUGUUUGUCGGCCAGGUUUCCCACCCAGGACGACAGGUCGAGUCGCGAAUCCAGAAGAACCCUGUUUCUGCCAGUGACAUCCAACUCAAGGGCGACGUCAUGGGCAUGACCUUCGAGCAGCCCCGCGCCGCAACUGACGAGGACAUCGCCAACAUCAUUGAGGGCUUCGCCCACGCUGCCGAGUACCUCGAGAAGGCCGGCUACAGCGGCAUCCAGUUGCACGGCGCCCACGGCUACCUGAUCGCCCAAUUCCUCUCCCCCACCACCAACCACCGCACCGACAAAUACGGCGGCUCGAUUGAAAACCGCGCCCGCCUCAUCGUUGAAAUCACAAACGCAAUCCGCGCCCGCGUCUCCCCCUCCUUCAUCGUCGGCAUCAAGCUCAACUCGGUCGAGUUCCAGGACAAGGGCUUCAACCCGGACGAAGCCAAGCAGAUCUGCUCGAUCCUGGAAGCCAACGGCUUCGACUUCGUCGAGCUGUCCGGCGGCACGUACGAGAAGCUCGCGUUCGGGCACCAGCGCGAGAGCACGCGCAAGCGCGAGGGCUUCUUCCUGGAGUUCGCCGAGACUAUUGUGCCCGUGCUGUCCAAGACCAAGACAUACAUCACCGGCGGCUUCAAGACGGUCGGCGCCAUGGUGAGCGCGCUCGACACGGUGGACGGCGUUGGGCUCGCUCGCCCGCUCGCCCAGGAGCCGCGCUUGUGCAAGGAUAUCCUCGAGGGCCGCGUCGCGGGCGCGAUCAAGCAGGCCAUCGACGACAAUGACUUCGGUAUGACGAAUGUGGCCGCCGGCACGCAGAUGCGCCAGGUCGGGAAGGACCAGGAGCCGAUUGAUCUCAGUCGGCAGGAGAACUUGGAUGCGUUUAAGAAGGAUAUGGGCGCGUGGGGGGCGAAGAUGGCGCAGGACAAGGAGCUGCGGCACUAUGGGUACAUUGAUCUUGAGACUGCGCAGGCGGUGCCGUAUGGUGCUGCGGCGUAG